GACGGCUUUUCAUUGCGACAACUUACAACCCACAUCGAGGGUCGAGGGUAUCUUUUGAGGUAGUGGGGAAAUUAUAGGAACUUCCGUUCAAAAACACGACGACGAGGACGGACUACGAUAGCUACGCUAGCUACGAGAAUCACGGCAACGACCAUACCAAACACUAACCUUCAUAUCGAGUCUAUUAGGCUAGAACAUAAAUAUUAUAUAGAUCAUAAAUGGCCUUCUUGCAAUUGCAGGAAGACCUAGAGAAGCUGACUAGAUCAGCUAAGCUCUCAGAUGCUGUCCAAGAUGUCGAUAAGAUUAUAGACCGUCUUACCGCCGCCCGAGACCGGGUAGCAGCAGCGAAUGAUCCUCACACUACUAGUCUGACCCUCACGAAGCUGCAGAACCCUAUCAAAGAAGAAUUGGACGGACUAAACAGCAACCUAAACCACGUAUACAGAGCUCGGAAUGAGUUCAACAAGUCCUUAAAAAGUGCCUUCUCCAAAGCCAUGGGCACUCUCCCCACCGACCAUGAUCCCAUGGAGUCGCAGUCGCCACUUAUAAAUCGGGCCAUCGCUAUGCAUCUCCUACGUGAGGGUCAAUUUGGCGUUGCCUCUAUGUUUAUCAACGAAGCACAACCCCAGACUGAUGCUACGCAAUCCCCACAAUCACAGACCGAGCCACCGGCAUCGAUAUUACAGCCCGAAAUCUCACCUCGGUCACCCACACCGGCAGACACUAUCAUAACCGAUGCCGAUAUUCCCUCCGACCUGACAGCUCUUCAAUCACAGGCCUUGCAAUUUUCUUUCGCCGACAUGUACUCUACUCUCUCAGCUAUCAAAUCACACAACUUGUUGCCCGCCAUCUGCUGGGCCAGAGAAAACCAUGUAGAGCUAGAGGCUCGGGGAUCGAAUCUGGAAUUUGAGCUAUGUAAGCUUCAGUUCAUAUGGCUGUUCAAGGGUUCCAGCGUGAACGGGUUGCCCGACACAUCGGAGAAUGGCAUCCAAGGCGCAUUGCAAUACGCUAGAGACAACUUUGGCCGUUUUCAGCAGCGGCACCUACGUGAAAUUCAGCAGCUCAGCUGUGCCAUGGUCUACUCUCAAAAUCUUCCCGACUCACCCUACGGCCCCCUCUUCGACAUAUCCGCGGCAUUUGAAGAUGUAGCCUCAUCCUUCACACGGGAAUUCUGCUCACUACUGGGUCUCUCGGCUGAGUCCCCGCUAUACGUGGCGGCGACAGCUGGAGCUCUAGCCUUGCCGCUACUAGUCAAAUACACGACCAAAACCAAAGCAAAGGGGACAGAAUGGACGACAGCUAAUGAACUCGCUUUUGAGACCCCACUACCUAGAAGCAUGAUGUAUCACUCUAUAUUUGUUUGCCCCGUUAGUAAGGAGCAGACCACGGAAACCAACCCACCUGUCAUCCUACCAUGUGGACAUGUGUUGGCAAGAGAGAGUCUACAGAAACUAUGCAAGGGAACUCGGUACAAGUGUCCCUACUGUCCUAGUGAGGGCCUUGUUAAGGAUGCAAAGGAGAUCAUUCUGUAACGUCGGAGACGGGAGGGGGGAGGUUAUCGUUCAUCCGGGAUACUUGGCGUGGCGUUCUUUCUUUCUUUUCUUCUUCACUCAUUGAAACUGGGAAUGGAGUUUCUCUAUUCCGGCGUACAGGAAGGAAGGUAGUGAACUGGCACGAGGAAUAUCCUGGCGGUAAUGGCUGGCUUCAGGGUCGAAAGGCGUUACUUACACAAACAACACUCAUUGACUACUGUAUUAUAUCUAUCUACCUAACUUAGUAGAUACUGGUAUGUAGUAGGUAGGUACCAUUCGUGUUCUUGCGGAACGUACGUACAUACAUACAUAUGUACAUGCAUCCGUAGCUUACAGUUGUUCUCAUUCAAUAUGCUCUCUAGAAAAAAUGGCCUCUUACGUAGGUAUUGUUAUAUGUUACCACCACUACACGGUUGCUACCUAGCACUACCAGUACCCACAGAUGGCUAGGAUCUAAAUGAUUAUUCUAUACCUACCUAA
Messenger RNA from Hypoxylon fragiforme, 2012 nucleotides. Its product is annotated as CTLH/CRA C-terminal to lish motif domain-containing protein. Bases 219 to 1532 code for a protein of 437 amino acids. Gene Ontology annotation, molecular function: ubiquitin protein ligase activity. The transcript is spliced from 2 exons. Gene Ontology annotation, biological process: proteasome-mediated ubiquitin-dependent protein catabolic process. The record is from RefSeq and is a predicted model, not a curated record. NCBI's taxonomy places the organism in Eukaryota, Fungi, Ascomycota, Sordariomycetes, Xylariales, Hypoxylaceae. Gene Ontology annotation, cellular component: nucleus; GID complex; cytoplasm.